AUGCCCGGCAUCGACAAGCUCCCCAUCGAGGAGACGCUGGAAGACAGCCCCCAGACCCGGUCUUUGCUGGGAGUAUUUGAAGAAGAUGCUGCUGCAAUUUCCAAUUACAUCAAUCAGUUAUUUCAAGCCAUGCACAGAAUAUAUGAUGCACAGAAUGAAUUAAGUGCAGCAACUCAUCUGACUUCAAAGCUUCUGAAGGAAUAUGAGAAACAGCGUUUUCCACUAGGGGGAGAUGAUGAAGUCAUGACUUCCACUCUACAGCAAUUUGCAAAAGUGAUAGAUGAGCUCAGCUCUUGCCAUGCAGUACUUUCAACUCAGCUUGCGGAUGCAAUGAUGUUUCCUAUUACCCAGUUUAAAGAAAGGGAUCUAAAAGAGAUAUUAACUUUAAAAGAAGUUUUCCAAAUUGCAAGCAAUGACCAUGAUGCUGCCAUUACCAGAUACAGUCGGUUGUCAAAAAGAAGGGAAAAUGAAAAGAUCAAGGCUGAAGUUACAGAAGACGUAUAUACUUCAAGGAAAAAACAGCAUCAGACUAUGAUGCAUUAUUUCUGUGCAUUAAAUACUCUUCAGUACAAAAAGAAAAUUGCUAUGCUGGAACCCUUGCUAGGAUACAUGCAAGCUCAGAUAAGUUUUUUUAAAAUGGGUUCAGAAAAUCUUACUGAGCAAUUGGAAGAAUUUUUGACCAAUAUUGGCACAAGUGUACAGAAUGUUCGCAGGGAAAUGGAGUGCGAAGUAGAAAACAUGCAACAAACUAUAGAGGACUUGGAAGUAGCUAGUGAUCCACUGUAUUUGCCUGAUCCUGAUACUACGAAAUUUCCUGUUCAUAGAAACCUAACGCGGAAAGCUGGCUAUCUUAAUGCAAGAAAUAAGACAGGGCUGGUAUCUUCCAGUUGGGAGAGACAGUUUUACUUCACUCAAGGUGGAAAUCUGAUGAGCCAGGCAAGAGGUGAUGUAGCUGGGGGACUUGUCAUGGAUAUAGACAAUUGUUCUGUAAUGGCUGUGGACUGUGAAGACAGACGGUACUGUUUUCAGAUAACAUCUUUUGAUGGCAAAAAGUCUUCAAUCUUACAGGCAGAGAGUAAAAAAGAUUAUGAAGAGUGGAUAUGCACCAUAAACAACAUAUCUAAACAGAUAUAUCUAAGUGAAAACCCUGAGGAAAUCGCUGCACGUGUAAAUCAGUCAGCUCUGGAGGCUGUUACUCCGUCUCCUUCCUUUCAGCAGAGGCAUGAGAGCAUGCGGCCAACUGUACAAUCUCGUCCUCCCGCAGCUCGUACUAGCAGCACAGGGUCACUGGGAUCUGAAUCAGCAGCUUUAUCGGCGCUUUCCUUGGAUUCACUUGUUGCCCCUGACACUCCUAUACAAUUUGACAUAAUAUCUCCAGUUAGUGAAGAUCUGCCUGGUCAAGCAAAAUCUUCAGGGCAAUCGGGCAGACGCACAAAUCCUUUUGGUGAAUCUGGAGGCUCAAAAUCUGAAACAGAAGAUUCAAUUCUUCAUCAGUUAUUUAUUGUAAGAUUUCUUGGCUCUAUGGAGGUGAAGUCUGAUGAAAGUCCAGAUGUUGUUUAUGAAACAAUGCGUCAAAUACUAGCAGCUCGCGCCAUCCAUAAUGUUUUCAGGAUGACAGAAUCACAUUUAUUAGUCACUUGUGACUGUUUAAAGUUAAUUGAUCCACAGACACAAGUUACAAGACUACGAUUUCCUUUGCCCAGUGUAGUCUUGUAUGCUACGCACCAGGAGAAUAAGCGCCUCUUUGGAUUUGUGCUUAGAACUUCAGGAGGGAGAGUUGAGAGCCGUCAAACUUCCAUCUGCUAUAUAUUUGAAUCAAAUAAUGAAGGGGAAAAGAUUUGUGACUCUGUUGGACUGGCAAAACAGAUAGCUUUUCAUGCAGAACUGGAUAGAAAAGCAUCAGAAAAGCAGAAAGAAAUAGAUAGAGUCAAAGAGAAACAACAAAAAGAACUGAAUAAACAAAAACAAAUUGAAAAGGACUUAGAGGAGCAAAGCCGGUUGAUAGCUGCUUCCAGCAGGUCGAACCAGAGCACUGGAGAAGGACAAUUUGUAGUCCUUAGCAGUAGCCAGUCGGAAGAUGGUGAUUUAGGAGAAGAUGGAAGGAAGAAGAGAGAAUCUGAAGCCUAAGGUUGCCUACUUUAUUAAAAUUGGAAUCAUGGAUGUAUCUGGUGAAAUGGCACAAGUUCUACAAGAAGUGAAAUGUAGGUGGAGGGUCUGUUGUAUUAUAGAAAAGACUUCACAAUAUGUAGACCCUAUUAUGCCUUGAUUUUUCUUUCUCAAUUAACUGAUUUCUGUUUUCAUGUCAGUAUAAUUUCUGUUCUGUAUGCCAGAUGAAGCAUGGUGAUGCUACCAUGUUUAUUACAAAAUUAUGUUUUCUCAAGGCUUCUCUGCAGUAUGGAAAAAACUGUGGGUUUUUUUUUUCCCCACUUACCUCUCUGUGCAAUUGACUGCUCUUAAAGCAAAACUUAAAACUCUCAUUGGACUUCAGCAGUCCACUGAAAUUUGUUCUUUACACUGCUGUAUGGCGAACACCUUGCUGGAAACAAAAGUGGAUGUCCAAAUAAGACAGUGCUAAGCUUGACCUAAUUUGUUGCACAUAACUGUUCUUAGAUUUAGAAAGAAAAAUCCUUAACAACAUCAGUGAGAUGUGCAAUAGUUCUACACAGAAAGAUCUUAUUUUUUGUUUCAUAUUGCACUGUAUGAUACUGUCUUGAUUUUUUUGGUGAAUAUAAUGCUGAAGGACUUUGACAGUAUUUUUUUCUCCUGUUGAGAUCUAGAUAAGAGCUGAUGAGACGGAGUUGCACUUUGCUGCAUGAGGAAUGU
Molecule: messenger RNA, 2823 nt
Organism: Gymnogyps californianus (California condor)
Lineage: Eukaryota; Metazoa; Chordata; Aves; Accipitriformes; Cathartidae
Gene: APPL1
Product: adaptor protein, phosphotyrosine interacting with PH domain and leucine zipper 1
Exons: 22
Coding region: 1-2127 (708 amino acids)
Biological process (GO): signaling
Cellular component (GO): cytoplasm; endosome membrane
Molecular function (GO): identical protein binding
Source: RefSeq, a predicted model, not a curated record